Messenger RNA from Exophiala xenobiotica, 4201 nucleotides. RefSeq lists its product as hypothetical. Gene Ontology annotation, biological process: nuclear-transcribed mRNA catabolic process, nonsense-mediated decay. The record is from RefSeq and is a predicted model, not a curated record. The transcript has 4 exons. Bases 479 to 2809 code for a protein of 776 amino acids. Gene Ontology annotation, cellular component: telomerase holoenzyme complex. Lineage: Eukaryota; Fungi; Ascomycota; Eurotiomycetes; Chaetothyriales; Herpotrichiellaceae. Gene Ontology annotation, molecular function: protein binding; telomerase RNA binding; telomeric repeat DNA binding.
UACACAACUAAUAUUCCUGGCUUCGAUGCCUUGACUGUCGUCGGUCUCUCAUCGACACGAUAGAAAUCGCAACCGCCUCUCGCCCUCCCACUCCCCAUUUCCCUCGAAUUUCGCUGCAGCGACACCCAUUCUCGGCUACGAAGAGUGCCGGGAAACGCAGCAACGAACCUCAUGGAGCGCGAUUCUCAGCUCUGGUCGACUUUCGCAGAACGCCUGUCCUGACCCCGAAGACGGUCGCAAUGACCUGUUUCCCUACUACGAAACCGUCAUGGAAGAUGAUAUCGCCCCCCAGGUGUCCAUGUAUGACCUUGCCGUUCAAAUGGUCGACUACCGACUGACGACUCUGUGUGCAGAACUGUAGAUCGUGUGGAAAAAGAGCUGGCAACCUCCUUGAAACAGAAGGAUCCUCCAUAUCCAGGCCUAGAAACAAAACUGGCCAAGUGAGAGAUACUCUUCUUCCCACCGGGCUUGCACUAAUAUGUGCAGAUUCCGGUCAGUAUGCCAGGAUUGUAUCUUCGCCGACUUCGAAGCAGCGGCGCAGAAGAAAGUUGAACAUCGCCUGUGGGAUGCGCAUUCAAAGGUGAAUAAGACAUUUCGAGGUUGCCUGGCCAAAUUCCGUGACGGAGAUGGCAAAAAGAAGCAUGUUGAGCGCCGAAAGGCUGAAAAGCUCUAUCUUGACUUCAUCAAAUCGAGCAUGCGCUUCUAUCGUGGUUACAUUCAACGCCUUGCUUCGAAUUUCGCCAACGUUCCAGAGGUCUUUGAGGUCGCUCAGAAGUUCCACCUCGAGACGUUCUCUGCGGACACCCCUCAGCAGGUCGAUUUGGCACUGAAGAAGCAGAUUGUUCGAUCGUGCUAUCUGACUCUGAUCCAGCUCGGUGAUUUAUCUCGAUAUAGGGAAACCGAGUUGCAAACCAAAGAACGAAACUGGGGACCAGCAAAAGGAUACUAUGAUCUGGCAAUUGCUCUUGAUCCAACUUCUGGGAUGUCGUACAACCAGCUAGCUGUCAUUGCAUUGACGGAUCAGGAUCAUUUACGAGCGGUCUAUUAUCUCUAUCGAGCGAUCUCCGUCGCAAAUCCCGCUCCCCAGGCCGAGGGAAACAUUCAAAUCGAGUUCAAAAAGGUCAGAACCAAGAUGAUACAGGGCAAGCCAGUCUCAGCGGGUGAAGCCGCCAUCGACUGCAGCAGUGACCUGCAACAUCGUUUCAUCCUCUUCCAUGCUCGCUGCUUCGAGCCGCAUUUCCCAAACCACGAGGAGCAGCAAGCUGAGAUUCUCAGCUUGCUCGCCGAUGACCUUCGAGAGAGGCCAUUCGACACAGUGAUUCGAAAGCUGUGCUUGAUUAACAUCGCUGCCGAAAGGUACGCGGGCAAUCAAGUCGCAGGCUUCGACUCAGACGACUCUAAAGCGUUACGAUCCUACGAAAGACUGCAACAAUUCAACCUAUCCUGUUUCUUUAUGCUCUUGAAACUGCUGCUUGAUGAACUGCAACAGCGUGCCAAAUCAGCAAACUAUACGUCGAGCAGCGCACCCGCCGAACGAUCUCAGAUGAGCCCGGUUAUACGACGUAUUCUACCUCAUUUGGGAGUGUACAGUGGUUGGCUUUUGAGCACUGUGCAGUUUCUCCUUGUCAGUAAAUCUGCCAAGGUUCAAUUGAGCGAGCUCUGGCAAGUCUAUGCCGAAGCUCUCAGUCUCCUUGUUCAGUCAUUUCCUAUCACUACCAUUCCUGAAAUCCCUUACUUGUUAGAUGAGGAUCAGGAUACCGUGGCAUUCACUCCGUUUGAAGCCUUCGUUCGGGAGAAACGUUUCCAGGGCUCUGCCAAACCACCUUACUCAGAGGCAGUUUUUGGUAAGCGGUCGCCUGAGAAGGAGAUGCUCUAUCGAAUCAAAUGUCUGACAAAAGAUGCCCUCCACCUGUGUAACUGUAAGAAGUCGGGCGAUUCUGACUUCGAUACUCUACCUCUGAUCUUCGCUGGCAUGCGCAUUGUGUACACUGGGCAGGGUGGUCUACAUGUUGAAGAUUCUUCAAUGGGCUCUUCCAUGCACGCGAACAGUUCAGUGGGGAGCAUCAGCCGUGACGACAUCGAGCACGCAAAGAGUUCUAUCAAUGCGAUCGGUCGUCGUCGUAAUCAUCAUGAGGGCAUGUCAGAAGCUUCUGCGACCUCGACCAUGGAGAACAUGGUGAACGAUCUCACGGAGCAGGAUGGUACUGAAUUAGUUGGCGUGUACAAGGGGACUUCGACCCCAUCCUUGAAGACACCUGUGGUACAAUCUUUUGCUGAAAGAGGCCUGCAGCCGCAGCCUACUACCAUUACCGCACAUGAUAUCGUUCAAUCCUUUCGACACUCAACCGGCUCUCUGGCAGGACUUCAGGGCCAGAUCGAUGACCAACCUAGUAUUCCGCCAGUCUGGAAUACCCCUUUCACACCGAGGCCUGGAGAGACUGGAUCGUCUCCUCGACCAAGCACGGCGAAGCAAAUUUCUACCGCCGCAAUGCCGUCUCAUGUCAACAGUGCUGCACAAUUCAAUGCUCAGAUAACGCACAUGCAGCAGCAAAUACAGCUGCGCUCAUCACCACUCGAAUCCUUUCAGCCUACUAUGUCAAACCACUACGAUACACCGACUAAUUUGACGUCUUGGAUUCGCCAUAAAGAUCAAUCACAAUCCCCACUGUCACCCUGGCAGGAUUCAGGUCAGGUCUGGGGAACAGUCAUACCGACACGAUCUCCGGAGCCAGCCCCGUUUGGAGCUAUUGGAGAGGCGCGACCAAGAAGCAGCCGAGAGUCCUACGAGUGGUCACGCAGGUUGACUUGAUACCCGACGGCGGGCAAAAACAUUGUGCAACAGAGUAGUCCGAUGCAUAUGGCCACGCGAUUCUUGAAAAAAUCGACGACGAUCAUAUGACCAGGUUCGGAAGUCCCUUCACUUCCGAUUCUUUUCUGUCUAGCUGCGAUGUACUCGUUCAGGAAGCCUGGAGUCUAAAUCUGUUCCUGAUCUAGGCGGCAUUACUUUUUUUCAUCAUGAUGUCGUGGAGGACGUGGUAUCAUGCCCAAGAUACUUGGUCUUGUUGAAAUAGACCGUAUCGUCAACGCUAUAGUGUUACAAGUCAGUGUAGAUGCUGGAUUGCUAUCACCACGCAACUGCACUGUCAUCACGCCUGGAACGUCUGCUUGGGGAACGGGUAUCUGUGGGAUUUGUUAGUCGACCAUUCACGAAUUUCCGCACUUUGAGACUGGCAAUCCGCGCAUUCUCCCGCCUACCAGAAUAAAGCACUGGUAGACGACGGUCUGUGCGGGCGAAGUAGGAAAGACGCAAGGACAGGAAAGCAUGACUUACGAAGGACCCAGUUCCUGCAAACCCAGUCGCGCCAACCACUGUCCCUUCUUGAUACACAUCUCCAGUGAAUCACCCUCGACGACACCAGCACAGAAGCCACCAGCAAAAGCAUCACCGGCACCGUUCGUGUCGUUGAUCAACUUCUCGUCGAUCACGGGGACAGAGUACUCCUUGACAUCGACCUCGUCUUUACUUUGAUCCUUGACUGCCACGAUGGUUGGAUCCGUACCCUGGGUAACGAUGACAACACGUGGGCGUUUGGUGUUCACCUUGGGCUGUUGGGCCAUGAGUUUCGCGCACUCUUGCAUCGAAAUGCCGCUCUUGCCUUGAGACUCGGCCCAGGUUUUGGCCUCGUUCUCGUUGCCGAAGACGAAGUCGCAGUAUGGUAGGAUCUCGGCAAGAGGUUCCUUGAAGAAUUGCGGGAUAAAACCCGCGGACAGGCUCAGCAUGAAGAUCUUGUUCGUUUCGGCGGCGUGUUUGGCCACGGCCAUGGCCGCGGGUGGGCAGACGGUCAGAUGGUAGCCGCCGACGUAGAAGAUGUCAGUGGAUUCGACCAUGGACCAGAUUUGGGGUUGUUGCAGGUGCGAGAUCUUGUAGUUGUUGGCCGCGGCAAGGUGUGUGCACAUUGUGCGGUGGUGACCUGUGAUAACAACGCCGCAUUUUCCGGUGGGAGUGGAGGGGUCGAUCAUGUAUUCGACGUGGAGACCUGGAGGGAGCGAAAUCAGGGCAGCGUUAGUUUUGCUUCUGGCAUAGAAAUUGGACUAUCCAGCGUCAUAGCGAGACCAUAGGGGAAGAGGAGGGUAGGUGGAGAGGACAGAAACGGAACAAAGGACGCACCCUGCUCAGCACAUUUCUCUCUGAGGAUUUUGG